Molecule: messenger RNA, 10636 nt
Organism: Podarcis lilfordi (Lilford's wall lizard)
Lineage: Eukaryota; Metazoa; Chordata; Lepidosauria; Squamata; Lacertidae
Source: the annotation of a GenBank genome assembly
AUGGUACAGGUAAGUCCUCAUACAUUAGAAUAGAUAUAGUGUAUUCUAUAUGUCAUAAGAGCUCCCUCUUCUGGUUAUAGCUCAUAUUAAAGGUCCUUUAUAAAAGGUCUUCCGAUCCUUAGCUAAUUUAAAGAUUUAGGCUAAUAUCUUUCUUAGAUUUAAAUAUUGCUUCUUAGUUCUCAAUAUACAGUGGUACCUCAGGUUACAGAUGCUUCAGGUUACAGAUGCUUCAGGUUACAGAUGCUUCAGGUUACAGACUCCACUAACCCAGAAACAUUACCUCCAGUUAAGAACUUUGCUUCAGGAUGAGAACAGAAAUCGUGCUCCGGCGGCAGCGGGAGUACCCCGUUAGCUAAAGUGGUGCUGGUUAAGAACAGUUUCAGGUUAAGAACAGACCUCCAGAACAAAUUAAGUUCUUAACCCGAGGUACCACUGUAUGAUGAUUCUCACUACACCUGAGAGAUGAGUUUGUGUCCUUGGGAUCCCUUUCCCCCAUCCCUCUUUGUUGAGAUGUGAGCUGUGACUUGUUCACAGCUGCGCUGUGCCCUUUGCUGGCGCCCAAGGCUCAUGCACCAGGCAGGACCAGAGGAUUAGCUUGAAGGCUGAACCAAACCCACUGCGCCAGCCCAACCCUCCCUGCCACAGGCACAGAGCAUGGAUGGUUCACGGGGCCACAGUUUGCCACCUGCCUGCCUGCCCACGAAGCGGGGAGCCUGGUCGGGUGGCUGACAGAUGCAGCCCUUGGUGGAUGCAUCACCCCAAUGCUGUCUGGGCAGCCAUUCAGUGAGGGGGCCAGGUGUGCAGCAGCAAGGCCAGGCUGGGCUCCAGGGCCCAGAGACCCCCAGUGGCAGGCAGGAUGGGGAUCCCUGUGUGAGGCACCUGGCUCGCGCCCCCUCAAAAUCAUACACCCAGGGCCACGGCCCUCCCCAUGCUAUGCCACUGCUUUUUGUUGUUUAGUCGUUUAGACUCUUCGUGACCCAAUGGACCAGAGCACGCCAGGCACUCCUGUCUUCUACUGCCUCCCGCAGUUUGGUCAAACUCAUGCUGGUACCUUCGAAAACACUGUCAAACCAUCUCGUCCUCUGUCAUCCCCUUCUCCCUGUGCCCUCCAUCUUUCCCAACAUCAGGGUCUUUUCCAAGGAGUAGUCUCUUCUCAUGAGAUGGCCAAGGUAUUGGAGCCUCAGCUUCACAAUCUGUCCUUCCAGUGAGCACUCAGGGCCGAUUUCCUUAAGAAUGGAUAGGUUUGAUCUUCUUGCAGUCCAUGGGACUCUCAAGAGUUUCCUCCAGCACCAUAAUUCAAAAGCAUCAAUUCUUUGGCGAUCAGCCUUCUUGAUGGUCCAGCUCUCACUUCCAUACAUCACUACUGGGAAAACCAUAGCUUUAACUAUACGGGCCUUUGUCGGCAAGGUGAUGUCUCUGCUUUUUAAGAUGCCGUCUAGGUUUGUCAUUGCUUUUCUCCCAAGAAGCAGGCGUCUUUUAAUUUCAUGACUGCUGUCACCAUCUGCAGUGAUCAUGGAGCCCAAGAAAGUAAAAUCUCUCACUGCCUCCACUUCUUCCCCUUCUAUUUGCUAGGAGGUGAUGGGACCAGUGGCCAUGAUCUUAGUUUUUUUGAUGUUGAGCUUCAGACCAUAUUUUGCAUUCUCCUCUUUCACCCUCAUGAAAAACUUCUUUAAUUCCUCCUCACUUUCUGCCACCAAGGUUGUAGAACUCCUGCUUAUCUCCUCCUCCUCCUUUGCUUUCAAAGGAAUUCUGCUUGCUGGGUUCUGACCAGCUCUUGCUUCUCACUGACUUCUGGCCUAGGCAGAGUAGACCACAACUCUGAUCACCACUGACCAUUGGCCAUGAUAGCUGGGGUUGGCUGGAGGGGGUGUUCAAGGACAUCUGGAGGGCACCAUAACAGAUAAGAACAAAGCAAGGACCUGCUGGACCAAACCAAUGGCCCAUCUAACAUCCUGCUCUCACAUCCGGCUCUCUGGUUUUACGUGGUAUUUUUGUUUGACUAAUAUUGUUUGUUUUAUAUUGUACACAGCUUGGAGAUUUUUAAACUAUUAAGCAGCUGUCAGGGAACUGCCAUCAGCGCCGGAGGGAGAGAGCAAAAGCCAGAGGGAUUAUAGAGAGCCUCCAGGGAUUGGGAGAAGCAGCUCAUCUUCUGGGGAAGAGAAUAAACGCAGCUCCAGUGGAGGGGGCGUGCAGGAGUCAGAAGUGGCAAGGCAGUCCCAUGACUCCUUGCCUGGGACAAGCGGGGAAGGAAGGGGUCCUCCGCUGCCCAUACCCUCUCUGCGCAGAAGGCUUUCGUGCAGAGAGGGAAGGCGGAGACUGGGCGUCAAGGAGCUUCUGUGCUGGAGGAAGUUUAAGAAACGCCCCACUCACAGAUUCUGCCAGCGAUUGAGUCAGCCACGGGUGAGUGGCUCUCCAGACAGAUAAAGUUUACAUUAGCAGCCAGCCAGGGAGAGAUUUGCCUGCUUGCACACGAGCAACCCCUUGGAAACCUAACAGCAGCUUAUCAAUGUUUUUGAAUGAAUGAAUGAAUGACAUUUUGGGCUGGUAUAAGCAUAAAACAGAGAUAGGGAACCUGCAACCAACCAGAUGUCAUUGGUCUGCAACUCCCAACAUCCUUUACUAUUGGCCAGGCUGGCUGAGCCUCAUGGGAGUUGGAGUACCAUGGCCUCUGGAGGGCCACAGGCCUAAAACAAAUUCAAAACAAACCACAUUUUGCUUGUGUCCCUUAACUAGGUCUAUGAACCCUCACUUUCAAAUGUCAAAAGUUUCCACUGCUUGAGGCACAGUUUGACUACCCAUGGUCAAACUAGAACUUGAAUCAAAAUCUCCUUUAAAAGUGCUAAAAUAUAACUGGACAGAAAGCAAGGCCAAAACCUAUAAUAGCAUGUUUCAUAGGAACUUAUUUUGUUGCUGAUCCAUACCUGGCUUCCUGUUGCUGCUUCUCCUCAUUUGCAACUGGGGCAGCUCCAUUAGAGUGAGGCAGCUCCACAUGAGUGGAGAGUGACAUCAAGGCUUCAAAGGACAGGGACACUCUAUCUAUCUAUCUCUCUAUCUAUCUAUCUAUCUAUCUAUCUACCUACCUACCUACCUAUCUAUCUACCUACUGGUAUCUAUCUAUCUAUCCAUCCCACCUGUGAGGAUCUGCCAGGCAGAGGUAUAAGUACCUAGGGUCCCUUGUACCCUUGGCAAGGAGUUCUGCUGAGGCACUCAGAACAGCCUGUGCACUUCACCCAAUCGCCUAGAGCAGUGGAGGAACGGCCUGGGGGGGUGAAGGGGCAGGCUUCUAGCCACUCCAAGCCAGAGUGGAGAGGCACAAUUUUUGCACCCGCUGCACCUGUGCUCUUGCAAGGACCAACCUGGCAAACACCUAGGUAAGUAUCUGCUGCCAGGGAUGGCCACAGGUAACCAAGGUAGCUCUUACCCACUCCUCCAAACUGGAUAUUGAGUUGAGAGGUGUGUGCAUGUGGCCCCACUGAGUACCACAAACAUGAGGUUCUUUGGGAGUUUUUUUAUUUCUAGAGGCAGCUGGUGAUCAAGGUUAUUCUUCUAGCUGUCCCAAUAAAUUGCAGGGAUCAGAGGUGCACAAAGCUUAACUAUUAUUUCCCAUGAUAUUUUUUUAUUUUGCUGUCCUCACAGCUUAGAGGACUUAGCUAGCUGUUUAAGGGUUUUUUAAGUAGGUAGAUUCCACUUCUAUGUGUUUGCUUCUCUAGCAAGAUAGCACAGAAAACACUUAACUGUGCCAGUUACGGUAAAUCUAAAGUAAACAGCAUACAACUCCAUUUCAGCACACAAGGGGGAGCCACACUCCAAAUAAAAUUUUGACUUAUAAUGCACACAAAAAUUUCACCAACAUUUAUAUCUGAACCCUGUAAUAGAAGUGUGCAUUGACUCUGUUUGUUCCCUGAAUUAAGAGAUGAACUUCAGUGAUUCAGGUAAGGUCCUCCUGCUUCCUAGUCAGAUUGCACCAUUCACAAGGCAUCUCAAGAUGUCUCAAAGUUAUUGAGUGUCUCUGUGGUCUGGCUGUCCCUAACAUAAACCUGCUAGUUCCACCGACUCCCAAGAAAUGAAACCAGGCUUACUGGGGAAAAGCUCAGAGCCAAAAAUCUGUGGCAGGGGGCAGAACCCCAACAACAAGCACCCUUGGGUAACAGGGCCAUUGCUGAGGAGUGACAUUCCCCAUUACAGUGGUACCUCUAGUUACAAACUUAAUUUGUUCCGGAGGUCCGUUCUUUACCUGAAACUGUUCUUAACUAGAGGUGUGCUUUCGCUAAUGGGGCCUCUUGCUGCCGCUGCGCCGCCGGCACACGAUUUCCGUUCUUAUCCUGGGGCAAAGUUCUCAACUCGAGGUAACUCUUCCAGGUUAGCGGAGUUUGUAACCUGAGGCGUUUGUAACUCGAGGUACCACUGUAUUUCCUUAGGACCCAUGCUCUUUUUUGCACCUCCACGCAUCCCCUCAAUGCAAACAUCUCACUUCAUGUGAAGCAACCCUAGAUCCGCCCAAAAAUGUGGCACAAGUAGGAAAGAUCUUACACCUUCCAGAGCAACCUCAUCACCUCCUUAGAGAAGACGACUUCAUGUUUUCUGAAUCAUAGCCCUAAGUGCCAAUUAGUAGAAAUACAAUUUGCUGUAUUUACUUCUUAGUAGGGACUGAGAAGAAAUUCGAUUCAGAUCACAUGUAAAAGUUGUAUCUAUCGAAUCUGCAUUUUUCAAAGCAAAAUGAGAACUGAGCCAUCUUUUGAAAUUUUGUGAUGCAGUUCCCCAACUAAAUAAAGUUUACAAAAAUGCACAUAUUAGGUAAAAGUGUGCAUAAAUAUGAAUAUUUUCUUGAAGAUGACAUAUAAAAAGACAUUAUGUUAAGAAAAAUUACUUGCAAAAAUGUGUACAUACAAAAAAAUGUGUUUGUUAGAAAUUCGUACUCAAAUGCCAAAGUUAUUUUGUGAGGAUUAGGAAAAAAAUCAAAUUGCUGUAGAAAUGUGAAGAGCCAAAUUUUAGAUUGGAAAAAAAAUGAGAAAUUGGGAAAUCAAAACUGAUGGACUCUUCUGCUCCCACUUCUAGUGAAUCAGUAAGUUGCAAACAGCAUAUAGCUACAGUGUUUUCUAAGUGAAUUUUCCUGCCAUUCUUUCAUGAAGAGGGCUAUCUUUUAGUGGCACCACCUGUGCUUUGAACGCCUUUGCGUCUCCAGUACUCUUUUGAGUUUGGAAAUUAUAUGCUGAAGGUUCGGUUUUAACUUCUGAAGCGUGACAAUCCAGUCUCACAUUGGACUGAACUUAGGUCAAUAUCUUACGAAAUCAGAUGCAGCCUUCCUUCACCUGGUGCCCUCCAAAUGUUUGGUCUACAACUCCCUUCAUCCUCAGUUUGGAUUGGCUGUGCUGGCUCACUGGGACUGAUGGGAACUGUAGUCCAAAACACCCCAAAGGUACCAGGGGAAGGUUAGUGUAAUGAUUAGUAUGUUGAAGUAGCACUGGGAGGAGACAGGUUCAAACCCCCCUCAGUUAUAAAGCUCACUGAAUGAUCUUGGACCAAUCUCUAUUUCUCAGCCUUCAUUACCUCACAGGGUCAUUGUAAGGAUGAAAUGGGGGAAUAGGGGGUAGGAAAUGUAUACUUCCCUUAGCUCCUUAGGGGAAGGAUGGGCUAUAAAUGAAAUAAAACAUAAGGCAAAGCACUGCAUCUUCUUGUUCUGUAUUUGUGGUAUUCCCAGUGGUUGGCUUCCUAGCAACUAAUUGGAUUUCCAUCCUCGAUGUUUUAAUGAAGUUGCCGCUUUUAUACUUCUAGCUCCUUAUUGAAUGCUCAGGGAAGCCAGCCAGCCUCAAGAAAGCCACCUGGGGAAAGAUACCUACACCUGUUGACGCAUAACAAGCAGUCACAAAUAAAGUGAAACCCAGGAAGGGGGAGACAUUUUAUCAUUGGUGAUUUCCCUCUAGAAACCCCAGGGGAAUUUGGUAAGCUAGGGUGGAACCCUCAGAAUAGAGUUGACUACAGUCUGUACCUGCUGGAGACAAUACUUUAUUUGGACCAUUUCAGAACAGGUAGGAAGAAAUGCUUAAAUUUUGCCUUGUUAGAUGUAUUUUGCUUCUUUGCCCUUUCAGGAAAACGUGUGGCCACUUAGAGAUGACUGCACAUCCAAUGAGCUCAAUACAUUUCUUCCUGGAUUCAUUUGUAAAAGUGCUCUCCUAAAUUAGCGUCGUAAACAAGUUUGUGCAGCUGGUCAGAUGAUAAAUAUUUAGUAUCACAGAAGCUCUGAAUCCUAUAUUGACUUUCUGGGCAACUGUGUUUAUCUCUGUGCAUAUACAGAAAUGCUUACGUUUUAGAUGGUUCAUGCAAGAUUGCUCUAAGCCUUCCCUUUAUCUCCCUUUGUAGUAUGCCAACACUGCUGGAAGGUGCGAUGGACACCUUAAUCAAGGUCUUUCACCAUUACUCAGGAAAAGAAGGGGACAAAUAUAAACUCAAUAAAGGAGAACUCAAGGAGCUCCUCACCAGCGAACUUACUGACUUCCUUUCGGUAAGACAGAGUCAUGGUUAAAUCUUUUUUUCACCGACUGCUUGCUGGACAUGGGGAGGGGGAAUAGCUACUGGAGGAUCCUUGACGAGUAUUUCAUAUGCCGUUUGUUCACCCAGACAUGCAAUUAAGUCUUUUCUGCAACAGCAGCUGUACUGUGUGCAAAAAUAGUUGCUAUAUUUUGCCACAUCCAAGGAAAUGUGCUUUGGUGACCAAGUACUUAGGACCCUUGAUUAUGUUAUUAUUAGAAACCUUUAUCCAAAUAGCUGAAUAUCUAGGCAUUACAACCAAUAUGGUAGAACUCAGUUUGUGCAUUGUGAGCUUCCCUGCCCCCACUGACAUGGAUCAGUGGUGGACAAACUUGGUACAUGAAGACAAGUAAUGGGAUGGGAAAGGUAGGAGAUGCACAGUAGUCAUGGUGAUCCCCAUAGCAAAUGUAAUAUCUAAAUGAAUGGGGAGCUGAUUUUAUUCAUUCACUGGGGAAGAGGCGAUGUUCCUUUUCAAAGUAGAAAAACUGUGUUCCACAGAACACAGCUUCAGUAUUGAAUUAAUGACACAAGUGCACACACUCAACUGUUCUUAGCAAUAAAAGCAAAACUAAUUCUCAGCUGCUAUGUUUUUGCUUAAGAGUUUAAGAAUAUUUCAAGUGCCGUGUUAUUUAGAACAAACUACCUAUCUAGUCUAAGAAUAUGGAAGGCUCACGAAAGUGCUGCAGAAGUGAAUCAUCUGAUUUGUUUUAUUUGUUUAUUUUCCUUUUAUUCUUUACUGGCCGGUCUUCAGCUGCGGCUCUCAAAGCAGCUUACAACAAAUCCACAAAAAUGCAAUAUAGAAAAGAAUCCAGUGCAACAUACAAAUUAGAGCAGAAAACUUAAACGUCCUCUUUGACGUACAGAACAAUUCCUCUGCUGCAUCCUGCCGUUCCUAUAGAGUUUGUAUCCAAAGAUAACCUCAUCCCACUGGCUUUCUCUUCUUUUACCAGGAUUUCUGUUAUGCCCACAAUAGCUGUACUCUUCUUUAAAUCCAAGCAUUCCAGUUCAGCCAUCUUGGCCAGUGUAUUAAUUGUAUUACAUUGCUCAGAGGCAGUAAACCUCUGGUAUCAAAAUAAUGCAAACAGCAAGGGGUGGCUAUACCUUAUUCACUAGGCUAAAGCUGGGACAGAAGGAAGUUGGGUUGGGGUUAUGAGACAGAGAUUCUAUUUUCUUCGAUAGUGACCAUAGGUUCUCUUUGGGAAUGGUUUUAAUGUUAGCUGCACGUGACUCAUACCAUGUACAAUGUACAAAUAGGUAUGGGAAAACUGGUGGGUGAGGGUUUUUUUUACUUGCAUUCCUUUCUCUUGGUUCCUUCUUAGACUGCAUAUACACCAUAUAUUUAAAGCACAUUUCACAUGCAUUACCCUCCCCCAAAGAAUCCUGGGAACUGUAGUUGAAUGGUGAUUGGAACUGUAUCUCCGUGAAGGCAGAUUAGUGUCUGGGGUUUUGAGGGCAAAAUGUGCUUUUGUAUACACAGUCUUACUCACUCUGUCAGCCUCAUAGGCUCUCUCUGCACCAUCUGUGCAGCUGAAUCAUAGCCACAGGGUGCUAUCCCCAACUGCCUCAAGGCAACCUCACCCCUGCCUCUUCGAGUCCUUUCCCUCUUCCCUUCAGACCUAUUCAGCUGCGGCCAUGUCAAGCAUAACAUUAUUUGCCCCAUUCCUUAGUAUGUAAUGCAAUGGUUGAGAAGCAUGCAAAUAGGUCUGAUAUGAGGGUAGGGAUUAGUGUAAUGCAGGCGUAGGCAAACUCGGCCCUCCAGAUGUUUUGGGACUACAACUCCCAUCAUUCUGUUAGCUAGGGAUGAUGGGAGUUGUAGUCCCAAAACAUCUGGAGGGCCGAGUUUGCUUAUGCCUGGUGUAAUGGCUGCCAAUGUCUCAAAGGUACUGAUGCCUCCCCAGAGCAAAUAAUAUUCCCUUAGGCAAAUUAUUAGAAAGAAGAGGCAUUUAAGGCAUUUUUAUUGUGUCUGUAAGCCUAUUUGAACUAUUUCCACGAGUCAAAUGACUAAUAAGUGAUAAUGCCUAGGCGAAAGUUUACAGCAGGGGUGUGCAACCUUUUGGGAGCUGCAUACCAUUGUGGGCAGAGGCGUGAAGUAGGCAGAUCAAUGGAUGUGACUCUUAACUUUGUAAAGUAGGCUACAUAUCACAGUUAAAGGAUGAGAUUCCAACUUGGCAAAAGAACUAAAGGAGAGAGCAGAUCAGGACAGGUGAGCUGUGCUGCUAGGGAGAGCCCCAAGAAUUAGAUGGAGAGGCCUGGUGGUUACUCACCCUUGGUUUAAAGAAAUCUCAAUCGUAAUUUGCUAUCUUCUCCUCCACCUUUCUGGUGGUAUUGCUGUUGACCAUGCUAGUAAGGUGGGCAGAUGGGCAGAAAGAUAGAAUAUGUAGAUCAAAGUGUAUGCUGAUGAAUUUUGGUCUAUGUCUGGAAAUUUUCUUGCUUUUUAAGUGCUUCUUCGGGCCUGAAGCCACAUGCAGUUUUAUUCAUAGGUUGAUUGGAAACUCCUGUGGACUCUAAAUAUAGCUUCCUAUCUAUCCUGAGCAGAGAGGUGGCUGAGAAGAGCUCUCGCUACAGGACACAUUAUCAGUCUUGAUGUGAUUUGUGUUCCUCUAUUUUGUUCCUAAUUUAUAACGCCGCUGAAGUUCUUGUGUUAAAAAAAGAAAGAUCUGAUAUAUAAGUGGCAUCCUGUAGUCUAUUAAUCCUAAGAAAUCUCAUAGUCUUAAAAUUUGGCAGCUCUGCAAAAAGGAAAAGAAAUAAAAAAAGGAACCUGUCAUCAAUUUUCUCGGAUUGGAUUCUCUCUGUCCUGCAUUCCAUCUUAAUAAAAUAUCUCUGUUUGUAGCGACCCAGUCCCCAGAGUAAUCAGCAAGCACUAACUAGAUGUGCUUCAGACUUUUGAAGAUUAAGCAGAAAUCGUGGAUUAUAUCUGGUUUAGGUUGAGUCCACGUUUAGCUUCCUGUGCUCCUAAUUUAGUCCUGGUUUGUAGAGCAUAUUUCACACAUUAGGAUUAAAGCAGCUUUUGCCUCUGUCGGGUUUGUAAUGAUGAUUUUUAAAAACUGUAGGAGCCACAAUGCUAAUUCACAUUGCAAAUUCAUCUUCUACACAAACAACCAUUAUCAUUAGCAUGCAAGAAGCUGAAAACCUCACAUGUGAAAAUGCCCUUGAAAUAAUUUCACUAGUACACAGAAGUUCAUAUAAAUCUAGAAUGCAAGAUACAUAGGGUCGCAGAGCGGUUAUCUAUACAGCUGGUGGUAAUUAGGGUAAAUUCUAGGUUUAGAUUAAUUGGGAUACAGAUACUGGAAAUUACUACAAUAUUUUGAGUUUGGGGAGCUGACUAACAAAACUCGGGUUGCAAUUCUAUACCCACUUGCCUUGGGAGUAAGCUUCAUUGAACUCUAUGGGAUUUAGUUCUGAGUAUACAUAUACUGUAUAGGAUUACCAUCUUCAAAGAUCAAUUCCCUCUUCUCCCUCCUACAUGAGAGAACACCUCUCUGUGCUCUUUGCUUGCAACAUGUGUGUGCGGUCCCUAAAAACAAGAUCCUUUCUUCUUUUGGGGUAUAGCUUUAUUUAUAUGCAGAUAUAACCAGUUUGUUGUCUAAAAUUCAGAUACCUGAUCUACUAAGACAAUACAUUGGAUGAUGGCCCUAGUGGGAAAACAUUGACAUUUAGCUUAUUAAUAAAGUAAACCAUCUACACUAUUAGCAAUAAAUAUCAUGUUGUUCAAAGUUGAGGCACCUCAUAUACCUGCUGCAGACACUGGUAAAUAUCACAGUACAAAUAAGAAAUUCCCUGAGGGUUAAGGACAGUGUAUGCACAUGCCCUCAAGGAAAUAAAAAGAAAUCUCUAAUGUAAUUUAACACACAUCUCAGAAGAUUCUCUAACCAAUAUUGAAAUGUACAUAUCUAUCUAUCUAUCUAUCUAUCUAUCUAUCUAUCUAUCUAUCUAUCUGUUUUUGCCUUUAUAGUGUCAAAAGGAUCCCCAGUUGGUUGAUAAGAUUAUGCAAGAUCUUGAUAGCAAUAAAGACAAUGAAGUGGAUUUUAACGAAUUUGUGGUUCUGGUUGCUGCCUUGACUGUUGCAUGCAAUGAUUUCUUUGAAGAGCAAAUGAGGAAAAGGGGAGAAUAG